Serendipita indica DSM 11827 is the source of this 546-nucleotide messenger RNA. NCBI's taxonomy places the organism in Eukaryota, Fungi, Basidiomycota, Agaricomycetes, Sebacinales, Serendipitaceae. The record is from the annotation of a GenBank genome assembly.
AUGUCCAUCCAUUUACUCGCAUCUAACAACUCUGUGCGCAACACGACACUCUCGUGCGAUAGCAUGGGGAUCCACUACGAGGUCUCCAAGUCGAGUCAAACUGGAAUCGUCUCUGUUCACCGCUGGGAGAGCACCUCCAAUCAGAAUGUACUUGCUGGCGAGAUUGAAUUCCACUGGUUCUCGGCAGACUUGCUUCGCAUGGGCGACGGCGAAUGGCGGAGGAGAAAGGAUUUGCUGGCCAACGAGGAGAGGAAUCCAAUGUCUAGAACACGGACAUUCACGGGCAACAAUGGAGUAAGGUACAAGUGGAAGUUCCAUUGGGACUCUCUUCAGCUCUGCCACGCAGACAGAGACGCCACGAACCAGGAAGCCUUGGUCGUCUACCACCGUCAUUUUCUGCCAAACAAGCCGUCCUACCUCGAGAUUCGCGAUACGUCCGUUCUCCCAGGCCUGGAUAGUAUCAUAGUAACCUUUCUGUAUAUGGAGAAGAAGCGGAGAGACCGCGACAAGGCUCAGCGACGCCAUGGCGCAGGAGGAGGACCAUAG